This is a messenger RNA of Eublepharis macularius, 9466 nucleotides long. It is a transcript of the gene DENND4A, whose product is annotated as DENN domain containing 4A. The record is from RefSeq and is a predicted model, not a curated record. Gene Ontology annotation, molecular function: protein binding. Lineage: Eukaryota; Metazoa; Chordata; Lepidosauria; Squamata; Eublepharidae. Gene Ontology annotation, biological process: regulation of Rab protein signal transduction. The coding region runs from base 153 to 5798 and encodes 1881 amino acids. The transcript has 31 exons. Gene Ontology annotation, cellular component: cytoplasmic vesicle.
GCGGCGGCGCGGGCUCCAUGAUCGCGCUCCGUCCCUCCUGGCCGCACAGCCGCCCGCCCGGGACCUCCCCGACCCUGCCGGCCCUCCCUCCAGUCCCGGCGUGGCGGCGGCGUUGCCUUUCCCGCCCGAGCUAGAACUUUCGGGGAUGGAAGAUGGAAGACAGAGGGGCUCGUGUUGCUGACUAUUUUGUCGUGGCAGGGCUGACCGAUACUUCGAAACCACUAGAGGAAGAAAUCCACUUCCACGAUGCUUGUCACAAACUUGCUAAACCAAAAGAGCCAAUCACGGAUGUGGUGGUAGUCAUUAAAUCUCUUGGGGAGGAUGUACCCCAUGGAUACAAAUGCAUAGACAUUACUCCAUCAGGAUUGUCGGCGGAUCUCAACAAUGGCAGCCUUGUGGGGCCACAGAUACACCUUUGCUACAGGAGAGGAAGAGAUAAACCUCCACUUACCGACCUGGGGGUUUUAUAUGAUGGGAAAGAGCGAUUAAAACAGGGCUGUGAAAUCAUUCAGUCCACUCCAUAUGGCCGCCCUGCAAAUAUUAGCAGUGGAACCUCAUCGCAAAAAGUAUACAUCACAUACCGAAGAGCCUUGGAGAAUAUGACCCAGAAUACCCUGGCUGUAACAGAUAUAUGCAUAAUUGUACCGAGCAAGGGAGAAACCCCACCACAUACAUUCUGCAAGGUUGACAAGAAUCUCAACAACAGUAUGUGGGGUUCAGCUGUAUACUUGUGCUAUAAGAAAUCUGUGGCGAAAACAAACACCAUAUCCUACAAAGCUGGCUUGCUCUGUAGAUACCCAGAAGAUGACUACGAUUCAUUCCCCUUACCAGAAUCCGUACCUCUUUUUUGUCUCCCAAUGGGGGCAACAAUUGAAUGCUGGCCGUCUAAUAGCAAGUAUCCCCUCCCUGUUUUUUCUACAUUUGUGUUGACUGGAGCUUCAGCUAAAAAGGUGUAUGGCGCUGCUAUUCAGUUCUAUGAAACAUACCCUGAGGAGAAUCUCACAGAAAAACAAAAAUCUCAGCUGGGUUUAGCCGCUACUCCCGACAAGAAAUCAAGUUUCAAAACAGUCCAGACGAACAAAUGCAUCUGCCUUCUUUCUCACUGGCCUUUCUUUGAUGCUUUCAAGAAAUUUCUCACAUUUCUGUACCGUUAUUCCAUCUCUGGUCCUCAUGUCCUGCCUAUUGAGAAGCAUAUUUCUCAUUUUAUGCACAAAGUUCCUUUUCCAUCCCCGCAGAGGCCCAGAAUUUUAGUCCAACUAUCACCUCAUGACAGUUUGAUCCUCAGUCAGCCUGUAUCAUCACCUCUACCACUGAGUGGUGGCAAGUUUUCUACUCUUCUGCAGAAUCUUGGACCAGAGAAUGCAGUAACACUCCUUGUAUUUGCAGUUACAGAACAUAAAAUCCUUAUCCAUUCUUUACGGCCCUCUGUCCUUACCAGUGUAACAGAAGCACUUGUCUCGAUGAUAUUUCCUUUCCACUGGCCAUGCCCGUACAUUCCUCUUUGCCCUCUGGCCCUGGCAGAUGUUUUGAGUGCGCCAUGCCCAUUUAUAGUAGGAAUUGAUUCAAGAUACUUUGAUCUCUACGACCCUCCACCAGAUGUUAGCUGCGUCGACCUAGAUACGAACACCAUUUCACAACCUGGAGAGAAGAGAAAUGUUGCAUGGAAGAUCCUGCCAAAGAAACCGUGCAAAAACUUGAUGAACACGUUAAAUAACUUGUAUCAGCAGCUAGCAGAAUUGCAGCAAAGACCAAGGGAUGACGCGUUGAUGGAACUGGCUAUGAAUGACUAUGAUUUUCAUUCAGGAAAAAAGAUGCACUUAUUGGAUGUGGAGAUCCAGGAGGCAUUUCUCUGUUUCAUGGCCUCCAUACUAAAAGGUUACAGGUCAUACCUUAGGCCCAUUACUCAAGCACCUUCUGAGACGGCAACAGACGCCAGUUCACUCUUUGAACUGCAAGGAUUCUUGAAAAGUCGUGACCGUUCACAUCAAAAGUUUUACACCAUGAUGACAAAGACUCAAAUGUUUAUUCGCUUCAUUGAAGAGUGCUCCUUUGUCAGUGAUAAAGACACAAGCCUUGCCUUUUUUGAUGAUUGCGUAAACAAAGUAGAUACGGAUAGAAUGGGUGAUGCCCGGCUUAUAGAACUGGAUGAGUCCUACAGAAGUGAGCACACUGUCUUCAUAACUCCUCCAGAGAUUCCUCACCUUCCCAAUGGAGAAGAGCUUCCCUCGCAGUACAGUUAUAAUGGCUUUCCUGUGCUGAUGCAAGAGUUGUUUGAGCGGCCUGUGGGACUUUUGAAGAUGCAGAACAGCAAAGCGCCCUCAAAAGCCAGCAAUCCCAACAGCCCACUGCCCAUGUUCAGGAGAACAAAACAGGAAAUCAAGUCGGCCCAUAAGAUAGCCAAGAGGUACUCCUCUAUUCCUCAGAUGUGGUCCAGGUGCUUGCUGCGCCACUGCUACGGCCUGUGGUUCAUCUGCCUCCCUGCCUAUGUCAAGGUGUGCCAUUCCAAAGUGAGGGCUCUGAGAACGGCCUAUGAUGUGCUGAGAAGAAUGCAUGCCAAAAAGAUCGACCCCCCUGAUGAGGUGUGCUAUCGGGUGUUAAUGCAGCUUUGUGGACAGUACGGCCAGCCGGUGCUCGCGGUGAGAGUCCUUUUUGAAAUGAAAAAAGCUGGAGUCGAUCCAAAUGCCAUUACAUACGGUUACUAUAACAAGGCCGUUUUGGAAAGCACCUGGCCUUCAAACAAUCGCAGUGGCUACUUCUUGUGGACAAAAAUAAGGAACGUGGUCUUGGGAAUAGCACAAUUUAAAAGAGUGCUAAGAAAACAACCUGCUAAUGGCAUCCACAAAGCCCUUUCUGGGGAGCAUUUAGAUCUCUUGUACAGGCUGUCCAAAGAAGCAGUCAAACGAGGGAAAGGAACUGUUCAGAAGAAUGGAGAAGCAACCGAAGAGAAGAAAGAGAGUGACUCAAGCUCUUUAUCAGAAGUAGAGAGUGGAAAAGGAAGUGGUGACUGCCUUCCUGCAUUAAACUAUCAACAUUCCAGCAGCGUUAAGCGUGCGUCAAGGAUUGUUCGUGUUAACAGCGCAAUUGGUAAAGCUGCGGAUAUAGCAGGAGAUGUUGACACAGAAAGCCCUGCAGGAUUGCUGUUCUCAUCUUGUUUUGAGGAUAUCAACAAAACAAGAGUUUCUAAAUCUGAACACUUAAGAAACAGCCACUUGGGCGCAGCUGAAUCGGGCCACAGGCGGAUGGUUUGGAGAAACAGGAACCGUAAUCUGAGCGGAGAUGCCCUGUUAGAGCUCAUGAAAAACCGAAUCAACCAAGAAGCAAGUCCUGGAGAGGUUGUUGAAAAGCUAGGUGUGGAUGCAGAAAUCCUUUCUAAAGUGUUUGAGAAGAGAGUAAGACCAAGUACUCUCAACCUCAGACCAUCUUCCUUGGCUCCCAGUAAGAAAGGGGACGUGGAUAAAGAAUCCAGUGAUGAAGAUGCUCCCUUUGAGAAUAGCUUCGCCGACAAAACUGAGUCCCCGGUUAUAUUUGAUUUAGAAGACUUGGACAACGAGCCUGUCUCAGCCAAAACUGUAAAGCCAUUGAACAAAAGGCCCAAGAGGAUUCAGCACGCUAUCAGCUUACCAGUCAAGCCCAUUGAGAAAACCGAUGUCGAAACUGGAUUUGAUCCGUUGUCCUUGCUGGCAGCUGAGACAAAACAGCAGCCCGAGGAUCAGGAAGAAGACGAUGACAAACGUGCCUCAACCCCAUCUGCCAGGCGAGAUUUAGCUGAAGAAAUAGAGAUGUACAUGAACAACAUGAGUAGUCCUUUAACAAGCCGCACGCCAAGCAUAGACUUGCAAAAAGCAGACAGCGACAAGAACGCUCAUAAAAAGAGCCCGACUCCGGCACAACCAUGCCGGAGGUCUAGCCUCCCUCCAAACUCACCCAGGCCAGCGAGCCUUACCAAAUCCAAAAGCUACCAGGUGAAAAAUGAAGAAAGAGUCAGAACCAGACUUUGGUCCUCUCCAACGUUCUCCCAAAACAGUCUAGCACGGGGACAAUCGGAGGAUAUGUCAGGCACAGUAGCACUUUCUUCUCCAACCUCGUUCAACUUGGAUACACUCUUGACUCCUACCUUUGAUGUUCUCAAGAGCAGCAUGUUUUCUGCCGGGAAGGGGGUCGCAGAGAAGGCCAGCAGGUGGUACUCCAGGUUUACGACAUACGCAGGCUCAUCAAAGGAUCAAAACUCGGACCGAGCAAGUGUUUCAUCCCUCGGGGCCCUGGAUUCAGAGUCUGCCUCACUGACCGAUGAAGAUGUGUGCAAUGAUUCUGGAAGCACGUCGUCUCCUCAAGAAAAUGUCUCCUCUGUGUUAAAGGGCAUUGGCCUGAGUAGAUCAAGCCUUGAGAGCUCAGCUUCCCAUAACGGCUCAUCAAAGCGACUCUUGCAAUGUGGCCCUCUUUCCAAAUUCCCUUUGCCAGACAGGUCGGAGCUAUUGUCAUCUUGCAGUACGAGCAGCACAAGCAUGUUCCAGAACUACGCAAUGGAGGUCCUCAUUUCGAGCUGUUCACGUUGUCGAACCUGCGACUGUCUAGUGCACGAUGAGGAGAUCAUGGCGGGUUGGACGGCAGACGAUUCCAACCUGAACACCACGUGCCCUUUCUGCGGAAAUCUGUUCUUGCCUUUCCUGAACAUUGAAAUCCGAGAUCUCCGGGGCCCUGGAAGGUAUUUCUUGAAGUCCAGUCUGUCUUCAGAGAACAUGCAACUUCCACUGCUGCUUUCAGCCCAGACUGGAAAAUCGUGCCUCUCCGAUUCCACUUCUGGAUUUACGGCGUCUCUAAUAUCUGCUCAGGGUGACCUGCAUUCAAACAGCAGCACAAAACAGCCUGACACCCCAUGCGCCAGGAGCAUUCAGAUCCCUUCUGGAAGAAGACAGAGCGCUGCCAGGAGUAAGCACAUCAGCCCUCCCCUGUCCAGAAGCAUCAGCAUGUGUGGUCCCUUGGAGGCGGAGGAAAAGGGGAGCUGCAAGCACGGCCACGUUGUGCCCACCGGGAGCCUGCCAACCACACUGCAGGGCACAGCUGAUCCUUUGGGGUUGGAGUGGCGAUUGCCCAGCCCAGAGCCGAUCACUGUUCCUUAUCUGAGUCCUCUUGUGGUAUGGAAAGAACUUGAAAGUUUGUUGGAGAAUGAAGGAGAUCAUGCAAUCACGGUGGCAGACUUCGUAGACCACCAUCCCAUUGUGUUCUGGAAUCUUGUGUGGUAUUUCAGGCGCCUUGACUUACCCAGUAAUUUACCGGGAUUAAUACUGUCCUCUGAGCAUUGUAAUAAAAAUUCAAAGAUUCCCCGCAAUUGUAUCUCGGAGGAUAGCAAAUACGUUCUUAUUCAGAUGUUGUGGGACAACAUGAAGUUGCACAAAGAUCCAGGCCAGCCUCUUUAUAUUCUGUGGAAUGCCCAGACUCAAAACUACCCCAUAGUUCGUUUGCUGCAGAACGAUGAGAGGUCGUUUAACCAGGAGCUCUUAAGAAGCAUGGUGAAGAGCAUAAAGAUGAAUGAUGUCUAUGGCCCAAUGAGUCAGAUCCUAGACAGAAUGAACAAAUGCCCACAGAUGAAAAGGCAAAGGAGUCUGUAUAGAGAAAUAUUAUUUCUCUCUCUUGUUGCUCUUGGAAGAGAUAACAUUGACAUAGAUGCUUUUGACAGAGAAUACAAAAUGGCAUAUGAUCGUCUUACAGCAAAUCAAGUCAAAAGCACCCACAACUGCGACAGGCCUCCAAGUACAGGAGUAAUGGAAUGUCGAAAAAUGUUUGGGGAGCCAUACCUUUAGAAAUGAAAGGUCGCUGCAGGGUUCAUAUGUUUAAAAAAUACUUCACAUAGGCUCUUCGUCUUCACUUUCUCCACUUGAAAAAGCACCCUCUUUUUCUUUUUUCCUCUUGGGGUAUCAGAAUUUCUGGGUUGGGGGGGGCAGACUAAUACUGGAAUGAAUGAUGUAUAGCAGGCCAAAGAUGGCUCUCUCCACCUUGAUGUUGUCUACAAGCCACUUAGUGGAGAAAUCUGAACAGUCCAUUGAAGAAAGCUUAGGCAGAAAUGGACCAAAACCAUGCACUAAAAUUUGCAUGGAUGAAAUAAGCUUUGCAAAACUGUUUACACUGAAAGGUCAGAGUGUUAUGGAGCGCAUACCUGAGUUGUAUAAUAACAGAUUUUAAAUUAUUUAUAGUGAGUUCAUAUUUUUUUAACUUUCAGAACUGUUACAAUGAAUUAAUUGAUCCCACUGCGUAAGCAAUACUUUUGUCCUCCCUCAGAAUAUUGCUGGUUAUAGCAACUGAUAUUUUUUGCAGAAAGGGUUUUUUCCCCCAACAGUGUAGAAUUUUCGGUAUAGUCCUAGGUUACAGUUGGGCUGUACAUAUUUACUGUCUACAAAAAAAACCCCAUAAACAUGACUGCACAUUUUAGCUGACGGGUCUAGCAAACUUGUAUGAAGCUUUAAUAAUUAGUUGGCACUUUGAAGGAAUCUGGGUCGAAACUGCUGUCAUUCUUUGUGUGGGUCCCGGGAACCAGAAAGUUUUAAGCAUGCCCGAGGGUAUUUGUAUGCCCAGGUACUUUUUGGGCAGCAAGUAUCACAAUCCACUUUGGAACGUCUCUGCAGUGUCAGUGGAGUGUUGCCCUCCACUGACACUGCUGCCCUCCACUGAUACUCCAUGCCUGCUCUUUCUCAAAACACACAUCAUCAUUGUCCUUGGACUCAAUAAACCAAUUGUACAGUUAUUUGAAUCCCAAAGUGAGAGGCUUUUUGGGGGGGAAGGGAGAAUAACAUUUCUGUAUAACAUGGAAAGGAUAAUGUGUGCAAGCUGUGGAUUUAAAGUUCCAAAAUAGAAGGUAGCAAAAUGUGCUAUAGCAAUUACAGGAAAAAAUAUAUAAACUACUUUUAAGAAACACUUUCUACUAUACAGGGCUUUUUUUCUGGGAAAAGAGGAGGUGGAACUCAGUGGUGGAACUCAGGACCGCACAAUGAUGUCACUUUGAGUUAGCUGGAACAAGGGGGGAGUUUUUUAAAGUUUAAAUCACCUUAGGUGAAAAUGGUCACAUGACUCGUGGCCCCGCCCCCUGAUCUCCAGACAGAGGGCAAUCUAAAUUCACCUCUGUUGAGAUCAGGGGACGGGGCCACCGGCCAUGUGACCAUUUUCAAGAGGUGCCGGAACUCCGUUCCACCGCGUUCCUGCUGAAAAAAAGCCCUGCUACUAUAUAUGUUUGAGAAUGUUUUGGUUGCUCAUUUCCAGACUUCAUGAUAAUGUUUUAGUUUUUGUUGUUUAAUCUUCCACUGCUUUUGAUUCAGAGGCAGAGUUUUAGAAAUGUCACGAACUGGGGGACGUUACUGUGUUCUGUCCAUCCAUUUUUAUCCUGCCCUUUCCCCAUUGAGCUCAGGGCAGCCUACGCAUGUCUUUCCCUGCCUCCAUUUUUAUCUGAUUUGCACAUAGGCGUGGUGAUGUUUAGUCUGUUGCCUUCACUGCCAGCUCUCUUUUAUCUCUCCAUUCAGGCUGAGCACCCUAGUUAACAAUUGGUUCUACCCCUUAGCACAGUCACUUUACUCUGAAGCCAGGAUCCAAAGACCUACAUUAAAUAUACUGAAGUGGGACUUUUUGACUUUGACUGUAAACCCAUAGACCCUUGUGGCUUGUGGCAAACUGCUGUGGAAGUUCUCUCUCUCCCCCCAGUGGCUUAAGCGGUGUGCCCCAGCACAUGGGUAGGGGUGGGGGAUGGCUGUUCAGUUGGAAAUUAUCAUGGGAAAACUUAGCAAGUCUCGAAGAAGACUACAGUCCGCUGUGAAGUUCUGUGCAAGUCUUCUUAUGCAAGUGCCAGGAGAACUUCCCAGUACAUUGUGCCCUUCAUUUCCACAGGACUCGUUGCUGUUACCUUGCAAUGAGAAACAAGACUUCCAUGUCCAUACAUUGUGCAAUCCAGCUAUGCCUUCUGGACUAGUGGGCCAGGCCUCUCUGGAAAUCACUUAUCGCGAAGUACCUAGUAAUGUGGCCAGUUGACUUCUGUGUCCCAUACCUGUGUGCUGCUGUAUUCAGUAAGCAAAUACUGUGCAGGGUGGUUGCCACGAAUAUACAUUAAUACUGACUGACUCGUGUUGUGUGGAGAAAGGAGUGCUGGCCAGCCUAUGACAUGCCAUUUCUUGCUCCAGCAAGCUCCCUGAAAGCGGCUGCUUUGCAGCACUUUUAGCUCUGAUGGAGGAACCCUCGGUCCUUCCUGAGCUCUGUCUGUUAAACUGCAAAACAGACCCAUCCUUUAUAUGCACAUCUCUGCAAGUUUUGGGGAGCCAAAAGCAUGAAUGAACUGGAAAACAUUGCUUUGGAGGUGAAAAACACAUGUUUUCCGUUGUGUAUUUUUUGCAGAGUAGGCCCUAGAUCUCUCUCUCUCUCUCUCUCUCUCUCUCUCUCACACACACACACACACACACACACACAUUCUACCACUUAACAUUGCAAUCAUCCUGCAUUCUGAUCUGCUAAAUUUGGUGGAAUAAUUCUCAGAGGAGGGUAUCCACAUUGGAUUGGACCUGAGAUCUUCAGCACACAAAUCAUGUGCUCCACAACUGAGCUGUGGUCCCUCGGAUAAUUGAUAGAAAUCUUGUCAAGGUACUGUUUUCUUGCUAAGGCAUGUAUUGUGCAAUCAUAUCCUGACUGUUCUAUGAAAAAAACGCCUAACUCUUCUGGUCAAAUUAAACUGUGAUGAUAAAAUCUGAUUUCAUUUUGCAGGACAAGGGUUUCCCAAAAUCACAGUCAAGUGAUGAAAUUAAUUUCCAGACGUCACAUUCACGUUUUAAAAAAGUUCAGCUUUUCAGUUUUACAUUUGUUUAUUACUAAAAGGCAGUUAUAAAACCUUUUCCUUCUGUAUAUAAUAGUGAUUUGUUCAAAUACUUGGAAACAAUUCUGUGUUUCUGUUGUAAAAUACGCAAUGCCUUUUGUCUGUUUGUGUCAUGGAAUCGACAGAGGAAAAGACACCUAUUUUAAGGUGGAAGAGAAUUGUUUCUCAAGUAUUCACAGUGUCCCUGCAAUGUUAGGUUUGUUUAUUGUACAAAUGUGGCUUUAUUAAGUAUAUGACUUUUUAUAUUUCAGUAGGAAAUACUUUACCCCAAAGACAGAAAUAAAUAUUCAUCACAUGUAAAUCCGUGUGUGUAUAUAUUAUAAAAUAGAAGGGACAGUUUCCUUGAGAGAGCUUAUUUCUGGAAAAUACAUCCCCAUCCACAUUUCAAAAUGAACACUUCAUUUGCAAAAGAGCACUUUCACAAAUGAAUGAUUGUAGAUUUGUAAAUAUGUAAUGUUUACAUUUUAUUUACCAGCAAAGGACAUCAGAUUAAGUGUUUAUUUUGUUUUGUAGGUCAAUUUUAAGCUGUAUAUGUCAAUGUUUACAAUGGAAAAGGUGUUUCCUCCCCUGAAACAUUCAAAGAAUAAAACGGUUCUAUUUAAACUUUUACAAUGGAUCAAUAAAAAA